Sinocyclocheilus rhinocerous is the source of this 3268-nucleotide messenger RNA. Its product is annotated as KN motif and ankyrin repeat domain-containing protein 4-like. NCBI's taxonomy places the organism in Eukaryota, Metazoa, Chordata, Actinopteri, Cypriniformes, Cyprinidae. Gene Ontology annotation, biological process: negative regulation of actin filament polymerization. Gene Ontology annotation, cellular component: cytoskeleton; cytoplasm. The record is from RefSeq and is a predicted model, not a curated record. The coding region runs from base 116 to 3268 and encodes 1050 amino acids. The transcript has 9 exons.
CCAAAUACCAAGCCUUGGCUCAGGUUACAACAUUGAAAUCACAGCCAGAUGACACAUCUUUGAGUUUUCAGUGUUUACAACAGAUUUCACCCAUGAUACUGCAAAAACAGAAAUAAUGGACAAGAAAAGUGCAAAUGGCUUUCCUUCCAAGGCCACAGAUAGUGGAGUACAGCGUAAACAGCUGCCAUAUUCUGUAGAGACCCCCUAUGGGUUUCACCUGGAUCUGGACUUCCUGAAGUAUGUAGAUGACAUAGAGAAAGGGAACACAAUCAAGAGGGUGCACAUCCAGCGUAAGAACAGGGGCCCAAAGUACAGCACACUGCCACGCAACUUCAGCCUUCCUGGGCAUGGCGCUCGGCCUCUAGCCAAAGACACAUGGGCCAAUACUUCCACUUUAGGGUCCAAACCCAAGUCACGCGUUACUGAAGUCCAGAAGCUUUUUGAGUUCCGAGCCAGUGAUGCCAUUAGUGGUAGCAGUAGCACCAGUGGAAGCUCCCCUGCCAGCCAGUCAAAGAUGCCAUGGAGUGGUUACCUCCCCUCACCAAAGGCAGCAGAACAGUCUCAAGUACAGACCUCAUCUGAGAAUGAACAGCCCAUGGGCCUUAAUGUUAGGCCUCACCUGUUAAGAGCCUCUAGCAUGCCUAUUAAUGUCCCACGUAGGAAAGGAUCAGAUUCAACUGAUGAGCAGAGUUCUCAAUCGCAGAACAGCUCAGCUGAGAGGCUUUUUCGACCAACGGAUGGAGUUGACAGGAGAGGCAGUGUUCCCCAGGACAGGGCCAGCUUGCAUCAACAAAUCACAGCUGCGCUGAAAAGGGUGCGUGAGUUAGAAGAGCAAGUCAGGACCAUUCCUGAGUUGAGGGCUCAAAUAUGCUCUCUUAGAACGGAGAGGGAAGAACUGCUUCAAAGAAUUCAAGAACAAAAGUCCAAGCAAAAGAGUGAGGUUCCUCAAACUGAUGCGCAAGCCAGUGUUGUUCCUCCAGUUGUAAGGGAAAAGAAAGAUGCUCCUUCCAUUCACAUGGAUACUGCAGCUGAUCAGGAAAUUGUUCAAGCAGUACAGUCCAACAAAAACACAGAACAGCAAUCAGAGGAACAAAAUCAUGUGGUGCAGGAUAUUGUAGAGCCAGUAACUGAUACAGAGUCAGAGAAGGAACAAGUACCAGCUCCAGUGUCUGUUCCAGUAAUACUCAUAGACAAAGCAGAAACUCCAACUGAUCCAGAUGAAGCAGAGGGACUUUUGCAGGAGUCUACACUUCAAGAUGAAGCAUCAAAGAGUCUUUCAGAGCAAGCAGAAAAGCAGGAUAGGUCAUUAGAGACAUUAUUAGAAGAUAAAGCAUCGACACAGUUACACGGGAUUUCAGAAUUAGAGGAAUCAGUUGCUGCAUCUGAAUUUACAUCCACUCAAGAAGAUUAUCCAACUGUUGAGGGACCAAGUGUAACUACAACUGAAGAAAAUAAAACAGCCCAACCUGCUGAACAGAAACUUCUCACUAACCUGGAGCUGGAAGCAAAACUGAAAACUUUAGAAGAGAGUCUAAGCAAGGCCAGUUGUGAAUUGGAAAAGACAAACGCCUUACUGAGAGAGCAGAUGGAUGAGAAUAGACGAAAGGAUGAGAGAAUACAGGAACUGAUUGACCAAGUGAAGGAGCAGAAACUUCAAGGUCCUAUCGAGACAGAGCCGCUGUGUGAACCAGUUGUCACGUGUGAUGCAUCAGUCAGUACAGACAGCAAAAGUGUCCUGGAGAAAGGAAUCUCAACAGAACCUCAACCAGCUGAGGGUCCCAAAGAAACAGACUCUAAAUGCUUGAGCACUCAGACAAAUAUAGUAGAAGCUCGAGACAUUGAAGUAUUAGCACAAGUCACUACAGCAGACAAAAUUGUAGGGGUAGAGAUUGUCAUGUGUGAUCAGGCAAUGGAGACUGAAGUCCAGGAUAAAGAAGGUAACAGUUGUCAGGAAAUCUCUGAAUUGCUAGAGAAGACAGAUUCUGUAAAAGACAAAGAACAAGAGAGUGAUAUCAAAGAUAGUGUGUCAAGUCAGAUUAUAGAUACCAAAGUCAGUGAAAUUGUUGUUGCAGAGAGUGAUACUGAAGAAUAUGUCAUAGUAGAAAGUGCCAUGGUUGAGACUAUGGACAGUGAAAAUGAAGUCCCUAAGCCCACAGUCCAAGAGAUCGAAUCUAAGGAGAGUCCAGUUGUUGAAAGCACAGUAACAGACAAAGCAAGAGUAGAAAGUUGUUCAGGUUUGCAAACACAGCAGGAACCAAGAGAAACACAAGGACAGGAACCCCACCUCCAGUCUCAAAGGGCAUCUGAAGCCACAGCUUCUCCUGCUGCAAUCGGUCAGGUUGUUAAUCGUAUACAGGGGCUUCUUAAUGAGCAGUGGGCCAGUUUGGGAAGUGGGGGCCAAGACGCAAAAGGAGAGAGCUCUCAGAAACCUCAUUCUUCCAAAAUAAGCUCAAUUCAAAGCCAUCUGAGAGGGUCCCUCAGUGCCCUGUCUGCCUUUUACUCACCUGUUCAGAAAGGAGGGGCUGCACGACAAUCAGGCCUCAAAUCUAUCAUGAAGAAGAAUGACUGUCCUGACAAGCAGGGCAACGGAGGAGCGAAGAAGAACUUGAAGUUUGUUGGCGUAAAUGGAGGCUAUGAGACCACCUCCAGUGAGGACUCCACUGGGGAGGAGGAUCAGGAUGAGGUUGAGGAGGUGGAUAGCUCGGAGCCUGAGGUGGAGCAGGGAGAGGAGAGUGAAACGGCCCAGGAGGAGGCUGCUGCUACUGGGGAGCAAGGUGAUGGGGUUCAGGCAGAGGUGGCAGAGGGCUCUAAGGAGCCUGAUGCUGCCCAGGCCGCCACGAGUCCCCAGGAGGAGCAGCCUGCUAGUGAGUUAGUUGAUAAGAACUUCAUGGCUGCUUGUCAUUUCCUGAAGGAUCGCACGGCUGAGGUUGCUGCCCCAAAUAAAGACAUGAGGCAGGUUCUGAUGGUCUUAUAUCAGGAGUGGUUCCGCGUGUCCAGUCAGAAGGACUCUCAGGCAGAGAUAGUCACGCUGUACCUAAGGGAGGUGGGCUACCACACUCCCACUCUGCUGCGCUAUAUAGUAAACCUGGCUGAUGGUAAUGGAAACAUGGCACUGCAUUACAGUGUGUCCCAUUCCAACUUCUCUGUGGUCAAGCUGUUACUAGACACAGAUGACAUUACUGUUCAUCUGCCAAACAGGUAUGAUUAUAAGGUGGCUCAGCAGCUACUGAGAAUUGGCAAAAUCAAUGCUCGAGCCAGCCAGCAUUGA